GUGCUUAUAGAUUCGCUGAAAGCUUCAAUAUCCCUUUCAGAUUUCAGUGUUGGAGAGACCGUGGAGUGGGACGCACGUCGCUGCGUUGCGUUGCGGGGAAAAAACCGCUUUUUUCCACAUGUGUCAGUUCGCUUUCCGCACGGUUUUAGUUUAGCACGUUUCACGCGUUUAUAGGACAGAAAUGUGAGUUUGGAGAAGGAAAGAAGUUGCUGUAGGACCAGCAAGGAUUGUGGUGUUUUUAACGGUGGUUAUUCUAAUAAUAAACCAUUAAAUCUGCCGAUCGUUCGAUGGACGGACUGUGUUUGCAUUGUUAACAGUUCUCAUUGUAAAUUUCCGUUGAGUGUUGUGCGUUUUAAAAUGAGUUACAAAAUGUGUUCAGUGUAAAUUUAAUUGCAACUGUUUUUUUCAAUGUAGAAGCGAUCCGCAAACAGUCGGAGAUGCCCAACACCAAGGCUGCGGCGGCCAGCUUCCAGUGGGACAAGCUGUCUCCGGCAGAGUUUCAGCAGCUUCAGGAGCUCGCCUCGUAUUCUACAAGAAAGCUACAGGAUGUUCUCAACGAGUACUGCGAGGUCAAGAAACAGAGUUCGGAUGGGGACAUCGACUACGAGGGGUUCCGGUGGUUCUUGGACACGUUCCUGGAGGUGGACACGCCUGACGAACUAUGCAGACACCUGUUCCUCUCGUUCGUGCGGCGCGACCGGCCGGCGCUGCGGGAGAUGGCCGCCGCCUCCUCCGCCGCCGCCUGCGCCGCCGUCACCGCGCAUGGGGACCAGGUCAAGGGCAAGCUGAGCCUGGCGUCGAAGAUCCACGGGCUGGCGGAGCGGCUGCAGCAGCUCGGCCGCGGCGGCGACUCCGUCGACGGGGACAAGGGCUCCCGGAGCAGGACUGGCAGCGUGCACCCCAUGUUCACGGUGACGACGCACCCGUCCUACUCCUCCCACGAGCUGACCCUGGAGCGGAGGAACGAGACCAGCCCCAGCCACAGCCAGAUCUCGAGAAACAGCAGCCGGAAGUCCAGCAACUCGCUGCGGGUGAACCAGAGCACUAAGAUUGAGGACUUCAAGCACCUGAUCCGCAAGCCGUCGACCUUGGAGGUGCACACCGUGCGAGUGUCGCUGAAGGACAUCGUGUGCUACCUGUCGCUGCUGGAGGCGGGGAGACCAGAGGAUAAGCUGGAGUUCAUGUUCCGGCUGUACGACACGGACGGCAACGGCGUUCUGGACACCAACGAGAUGGACUGCAUUGUGAACCAGAUGAUGGCCGUCGCAGAGUACCUGGGAUGGGAGACCAGCGAGCUGAGACCCAUCCUGCAAGACAUGAUGGUGGAGAUAGACUACGACGCAGACGGCACGGUCUCACUGGAUGAAUGGAAGAGGGGAGGCAUGACAACCAUCCCUCUGCUGGUGCUCCUAGGCCUCGACACCAACGUGAAGGAGGACGGCGAGCACGCGUGGAGGCUGAAGCACUUCAACCGACCGGCCUACUGCAACCUGUGCCAUAACAUGCUGGUUGGGUUGGGGAAGAAGGGGCUGUGUUGUAUAUUCUGCAAGUUCACGGUGCACGAGCGGUGCGUGCAGCGCGCGGCGCACUCCUGCAUCGCCACCUACUCCAAGUCGCGGAGGGCUUCGGCCACGCUCGCGCACCACUGGGUUGAAGGAAACUGCCACGGCAAGUGCGCUCGGUGUAGGAAGAAAAUCAAGGGUUACAACGGCAUCACCGGCCUGCACUGUCGCUGGUGCCACAUCACCCUCCACCACCGCUGCGUGGGCAGCGCGGGCGGCGCGUGCACCCUCGGCCGGCACGCCAAGCACAUCCUGCCGCCCACCGCCAUCCGCCCGCUGGUGCUGGAUAGACAGCGGAGUCUGCCGCACCGGCCGAAUAAUGAGAAUCAACCACUGCCCACAUCGAUAUCCCUGCCGAUCUCCAUCGCAGCCAGCUCAGAGGAGAAGAAAGAAGAGAAGAAAGAACACAGAGCCCCUCCCAUCUCAUUCCAGAUAUCCCCAUCAGAAGACACGUGUCCAUUACUGGUCUUCAUCAACCCUAAGAGUGGGGGGAGGCAGGGAGACAAGGUGUUGAGGAAACUGCAGUAUAUAUUGAAUCCGCGCCAGGUCCAUGAUAUCGCUAAGGGAGGACCGACGCAGGGUCUGCAGAUGUUCAAGGACGUGAAGAACUACCGCGUGAUCUGCUGCGGGGGCGACGGCACCGUGGGCUGGGUGCUCGAGACCAUGGAUAAAGUGCAGAUGGAGACGCAGCCAGCAGUGGGGGUGAUCCCGCUGGGCACCGGCAACGACCUGGCGCGCUGCCUGCGGUGGGGGGGAGGGUACGAAGGAGAAUCAAUCCACAAGAUCCUGGACAAGAUAGCCCGCGCCAGCACCGUGCUGAUGGACCGCUGGCACAUAGUCGUCGAGAAUGACCCCACUUUUGCAGAUAACUGCGACCAGCCCGAGAUGCCGGAGUCGGCGCCGCACCCCACCACCGUCCCGUACAACAUCAUCAACAACUACUUCUCUAUAGGCGUUGACGCAGCAAUCUGCGUGAAGUUCCACACGGAGCGCGAACGCAACCCGGACAAGUUCAGUUCGCGCAUGAAGAACAAGCUGUGGUACUUCGAGUUCGCCACCUCAGAGCAGUUCGCUGCUAGUUGCAAGAACCUGCACGAGAAUAUUGACAUUGUUUGCGACGGCACAUCCCUGGAGCUGAGCAAGGGUCCGUCGCUGCAGGGUAUAGCCUUACUGAACAUCCCCUACGCACACGGGGGCUCCAACCUGUGGGGUGCUAGUGGGGGGCACCGCCGGUUUCCUACCGCACAGCAAGAUAUUGGUGACAAGCUAAUAGAGGUGAUAGGACUAGAGAACUGCCUCCACAUGGGACAAGUGCGGACAGGUCUCCGCGCGUCAGGGCGGCGGCUGGCGCAGUGCAGCUCGGUGGCGAUCACCACCAAGAGGACAUUCCCCAUGCAGAUCGACGGCGAGCCGUGGAUGCAGCCGCCCUCCAAGAUAACAAUAACCCACAAGAACCAGGUCCCGAUGCUGAUGGGCCCGGCGCCGGAGAAGGGCCGCGGGUUCUUCAAACUCUUCACACAUUGUUGAAGUACCGUCUUCCGUUUUAGCAAGCUUCUGUUUGUGUCUUUUUUCUACAAAUUUGUGAUUUUUAUGUUCUUAGCUACAACAGGAACAUUAAGCUAAUGUCGGCAUUAAAUCUAUGUCUUUCUCUUUCUGUCUCUACACUGUCAACGCAAGGCAGCUAUACAUUUAAUGUCGAAAUUAGCUUAAUGUUUCUUUUUGUAACUCAGUGUAAGUCUAUAGCAACAAAAACAAUCCACUUAACCCCGUUUUUUUACAAAAAUAACCGUCACCAUAAGUAACUGCCAUUUGAAUGUUUAUAUUAUGCUGACUGUGAAUAUUGCAUUAGCUGAGGUUUUUAAUAAAGUUAGGAAUUUAAGAACAAAAACUAAGUAGAGUUAAGGUAAGCGUCCACCUAUCGGGAUCGAAUAAUAAUAAAUAAAUAUAUGGGGACAUCUCACACACGGCCAACCGACCCCAAGCUAGGCAGAUCCUGUGUUAUGGGUGUUGGAC
Messenger RNA from Plutella xylostella (diamondback moth), 3575 nucleotides. RefSeq names its product diacyl glycerol kinase 1 (gene Dgk). Lineage: Eukaryota; Metazoa; Arthropoda; Insecta; Lepidoptera; Plutellidae. Gene Ontology annotation, biological process: phospholipase C-activating G protein-coupled receptor signaling pathway. The record is from RefSeq and is a predicted model, not a curated record. Gene Ontology annotation, cellular component: plasma membrane. Gene Ontology annotation, molecular function: calcium ion binding; ATP-dependent diacylglycerol kinase activity.